AUGGCGACGCCACGCGAAAGUUACCACGAGGAUGAUAUCGUGAUUUCUGGAAUUUCAGGAGCAUUUCCAAACAGCGACAACUUCGAAGAAUUCAAGGAGAAUUUAUUAAAAGGAGAAAAUAUGUUUUCAACCAGCGAUAAAUAUGGAGAAACUCAUAUCAAUGGUGUGCUGAAAACAAUCGAUCGUUUUGAUCAUACUUUCUUUCACAUAAAUCGUCACGACGCCGAAGGAGUGAUCAUCGGAUCGAGACUUCUACUUGAAAAAACAUUUGAAGCUGUGUUGGACGCAGGUUACAAUUUGCAAAAAAUAAAAGGUAAAAAUAUUGCUGUUGUUUGCGGAAUAUGGGACGCUAGUACCGAAAAUGAUCCAGCCUUCGAAGCAGUGGAAGAAAGGUUCACCGGAUCUGUUGGUACGGGUCAAUAUAUGUGUGCUAACAGAAUUUCAAGUUGGUUGGAUCUACAUGGUAAUAAAUUACAUACAUACAUAUACUGA
Planococcus citri (citrus mealybug) is the source of this 492-nucleotide messenger RNA. Its product is annotated as fatty acid synthase-like. Lineage: Eukaryota; Metazoa; Arthropoda; Insecta; Hemiptera; Pseudococcidae. Bases 1 to 492 code for a protein of 163 amino acids. Gene Ontology annotation, biological process: fatty acid biosynthetic process. Gene Ontology annotation, molecular function: fatty acid synthase activity. The record is from RefSeq and is a predicted model, not a curated record. The transcript has 3 exons.